Molecule: messenger RNA, 2199 nt
Organism: Frieseomelitta varia
Lineage: Eukaryota; Metazoa; Arthropoda; Insecta; Hymenoptera; Apidae
Gene: Syx7
Product: syntaxin-12
Exons: 5
Coding region: 644-1459 (271 amino acids)
Biological process (GO): vesicle-mediated transport; intracellular protein transport; vesicle fusion
Cellular component (GO): synaptic vesicle; endomembrane system; SNARE complex
Molecular function (GO): SNAP receptor activity; SNARE binding
Source: RefSeq, a predicted model, not a curated record
AUUUAUUUAUCUCGACACGAUUCGUGUACGGGACUACGUAUACACCGUGCGACAGACGGUGAUGGCUAUAUUCAUUCAGACUUGCUUUAGGCGUUAUCGAUUUACGAAGUUCUAGAGCUUCGCGUAGUGAACUUGGUUUAUUUCGAGCGACAACAAAAAAAAAGGGAUCGACGCGUGCCUGGUCUAUUGCACGGAGAAAUCGUUAAUUUGUUCGAUCCGUGAACCGUGUGAGUCACCUCACGAACCCAUCCUUCUGCCAGUGCUAGUCAUUUUGUUGACAGCCGUGGAACAAGGAUAGACUGAUAACGUUUUACUCCUUUGACAUUUCAACUGUCAUUGCGUUUUUCGUUUCGUUCCGUGAUUUCUCGCAAAACUCGACGUUUUUGUGAACUACGCAUCGAGAAACCGCAGACGGGAAAACGAUCAGUCGCGAUCUUUUCUUUUUUUCUUUUUAUUACGUUACCGUUAUCAUAUGCAAACGAAUCCAGUGUACGUACGAGAAAUUACGAAAGUGAUUCUUUAUUGCAAGUGAUGAGUCAAUGAGAGUAUAACCUCUAAGGAGGUUACUGUCACGCGUAGCAAGUAGAGCACAUAGAUUGUACUUUAUAUAUUUCCGAUCUUGUUUGAAUAACAUAAAAGCAACAUGGAUAUCGGAUUUUCAUCGUACCACAAUGGUGGACCAACGAGAGAACAAGAUUUUGGCAGAUUGUCGCAGACCAUCGGCACAUCAAUUUUAAAGAUAUCCCAAAAUGUGUCUUCUAUGCAAAAGAUGGUCAAUCAAUUGGGCAGCUCUUCAGAUUCUCAAGAACUGCGAAAUCAGCUGCACCAGAUACAACAUUAUACACAACAGUUGGCAAAAGACACUAGUGUACAUCUUCGAGAUUUGGCUAUAUUGGCUAAUAAUUCAGGAUCUACCAGUCCUGGCGAACAAAGACAGCGUAAAAUGCAGAGAGAACGUUUACAAGAUGAAUUUACAAGUGCAUUAAAUUCUUUUCAAGCAGUACAAAGGCUUGCAGCUUCCAAAGAGAAGGAAAUGGUUAGAAAAGCUAAAGCGAAUGCAGGUAUUACACCAUUUGGCGAAAAAAAGCAAGAGACGUUGAUAGAGUUACAAGACAGCAGAACUCAGAAACAAAUGCAGCAACAGCAGUUGAAAGAAGAACAAAACUUGCGAAUGUUGGAAGAACAGGAAGCAAGUAUAAGACAACUGGAGAGCAAUAUUAGCGAUAUCAAUCAAAUUUUCAAAGAUCUUGGUGCUUUGGUAUAUGAUCAAGGAGAAGUUAUUGAUUCUAUAGAGGCUUCUGUUGAAAGAACAGAAGUAUCUGUCAAUGAAGCUACUUCUCACGUAAGACAAGCAAGCAUGUAUCAAAAUAAAUUGCGCAAGAAAAAAUGCGUACUUGCUCUUAUCGGAGCGGUCGUGUUGUCUAUAUUAAUUGGAAUCAUUGCUUGGCAAAGGUCUUAAAAUAUUCAAUAAUACGAAGUGAUGAGAAAAGACGUAGCUGCAUCUUAAUUACAAGGUACCAUGUUGUAUAUGGUGUAUUUUUUGAAAAACUUUUGAUUUGGUUUAAAAUCGCUUUACGAAUACGAAGAGAAAUUAGUACUAUCAAUGGAAACGAACGUAAUGGAAGAUGAACUUGCAUCGUACUAUAAUCUUAUUAAUAACAUUCUUAUAAUUGUGAUAAUAAAUGGUGCAAGAUCUAUUUUACGAGUAAGAUGUGCAACGGCCAGUCUAAGACUGCCCAGUCCAUUUGUACGUUUCAUUAUUCAUUGUGUAAUAUUAGUGCGUAUAUACAUGCGUAUAAAAAAAGUAUAUGAAUAUAUCCAUUCAUGAUAUAGUCGUGAUUAAUAAUCUCACAUAAUUUUAGGGAGCAUAAUAUGUGAAUAUUAACGAUUCAUUUUAAAUGACAUUGUGCAUUUCAAGAACUAAAUCCUGCGUGAAUUGUAUGAAUCAAUACAGAGUGAAUGAAUUGAUAUAAUCAUUGUAUAGUGUAUAAGUUUCGAACGUCCCACGAAAAAUUAUUCUUAUCUGUAAACAUUAAGAUAAAAGUAUUGCUACGGUCAUUAUGAAACAGCAGAGUACGUGAAUGAGAAAUCAUUGUAAGCUAAUGUAUUAUAUUUAAAAAUGUUGAUUUAUUUUAGCCAAAAUGUAAUAACUCAUGUAAAAUGAAUUAUAUAUAUAUACAUAUAUAUCAAAUUUGAAAA